Molecule: messenger RNA, 3495 nt
Organism: Leguminivora glycinivorella
Lineage: Eukaryota; Metazoa; Arthropoda; Insecta; Lepidoptera; Tortricidae
Product: 5'-3' exonuclease PLD3-like
Exons: 12
Coding region: 1-1776 (591 amino acids)
Molecular function (GO): catalytic activity
Source: RefSeq, a predicted model, not a curated record
AUGCCUUCCUGGUGGGAUUACCUUCACUUCAACCGGCAAUACAACAACAAAAGAAACCUCGAAGAAGGACUGUUCCAAAUCGCGUCCCAAACCUGCAACAUCCUAGUCAAAGUGAACAACACAAACAAUAUAAAUUUGACCAGGAACAACCGUAGCGACGAGUACGGUUGUGCCGGGCCCCCCGGGGGGAAAAGUUCCAUGCAAGUCUGCAUUCCCAAGUUCAGGAAGAACUCGUUGACGGCCGGCUGCAACCCUGGACUCUCGACUGUGCUCGAGUCAGGGAGUGUGGGGAACGCUUCAUCAUCUGAUGAGGAACUGGAGCAGUGGGAGCAGAUCUUCAUGAUGAGAGAUGAGAACGGCAACAGUUAUAAUGACAAAAGAAAGAAGAAAAGCAUAUGGUGUCGGCCAUCAUGCAUCCCCGUUUCCAUAGUGAUAGUGCUCAUAGUGCUUGUAGUGUUAGUCCCACUUCUCGAUCAGCCUAACCUUGCGCCCGCGCUCCCGACCGCGCCGGCGCCCUUAUAUUGCUCAGACGAGUGUAGGUUAUCUUUAGUAGAAACAAUUCCAGAGGGCCACAUGUACCCUCCAAACAUAACACAUACGCCCACAAAGCAAGUGUGGUUAGAUUUAAUAGAUGAAGCUCAAUCAACCAUAGAAAUUGCGUCUUUCUACUGGUCCCUUAGGUUUAAUGAAGAUUAUCCAUAUAAUUCCUCCAUCGAGGGAGAACAAGUGUUCCAGGCGUUAUACGCCGCCGGGUCAAAACGGAAUAUACAUUUGAAGAUUGCUCAAAAUUGGCCCACUAAGUUAUUCCCUAAUAUAGAUACUGACUAUUUAGUUAAGAAGAAAGCUGCUCAGGUGCGAAGCCUGAAUUUCUCCAAGCUGUUGGGAGGGGGCGUGCUACACACCAAAUUCUGGAUCAUCGACAGACAGCACUUUUAUAUCGGCAGUGCCAAUAUGGACUGGCGGUCGCUCACACAGGUGAAGGAGUUGGGCAUCGUCGCUUACAACUGUUCCUGUCUUGCCACGGAUUUGGGCAAGAUAUUUGAUGUAUACUGGAGCCUAGGCGAGAAAGACGCAGUGGUGCCAGACACGUGGCCAGCCAACCUCAGCACCGACAUCAACAUCGAGAACCCGAUCAACAUCACCGACAAGUAUCACAGCGUUGGAGCCUAUAUCACUAGCUCACCGCCGCCUUUCAGCCCGCACGGCCGCACCAACGACGAUGACGCGAUAGUCUCCAUCAUCGAGUCUGCAGAAGAGUUCGUCCACAUCUCUGUCAUGGAUUACGCGCCCGUGCUCGAGUACACGCCUAAACUUAAGUUCUGGCCUAAAAUCGACGACGCGAUCCGUCGCGCAGCGCUCGAGCACCGCAUCAAAGUGAAGAUGCUAAUCAGCUGGUGGCAACACUCCGCGCCUUCGGAGGAAAACUUCUUGCGUUCGCUCGUCGCGUUAGCGGCCGCUUACCCUCGCGUCGACUUGCAAGUUAAACGCUACAUCGUCCCGUCAACGCCCGAUCAGGCUAAGAUUCCUCACGCGCGAGUCAACCACAACAAGUACAUGGUGACAGACCGCUCCGCUUACAUCGGGACUUCCAACUGGUCGGGAGACUACUUCGUGGACACUGCUGGGGUCGCCUUCGUUCUACAGGAACCGCGCGCCUCUAACAUGACUCAAGACAUACGCGCGCAGUUAGAAGACCUCUUCGAAAGAGAUUGGAACUCUCCCUACGCCGUACCACUGCCGCUAAGUCCCUUGGUACCGCUCCGACCACGGUUAUAGUAGAGAGACUCACUAUAACGAUCGGGUCAGAUGACACGCAAAUUCGUCUAAUCUAACCACCAAUAGUAUGAUUAUGAUCCAGACGUCGUGAAUCACACGUAUACCGACGAUUGUGGCAGUGUGGUGUCAAACCAUCACCCGGGAAAUACGAGAUCGACCAAAUCGGAGACAAUGACGAAUUUUGAAGAAUUGAGGCAUGUGGAACUAGAUGUGUGAAGGAACAUCUGCGGUUACGAAAUGCAAUUUCGUCGGAGUAGGCGUGAAGUAUAGAAGCUAGUACAAAUCCUGUGGCCGAAUCCGGCCAGGGCUCGGAGACAAAAGGACAAUCCGAACUGAUUGAAAAAGCGUUUCGAUAUCAAAGCGAUUGCGAUCUCGGCUUAGCCGGCAGGACAGGAUACCAGUGAUUCUUAGACCUUUGUGGUGUUGAAAUAGACGGAAAAAUAUACUUCAAAAUAUUUGGUAACAAUAUGCCAAUUUGAAACUGCAAGGAGAGUUAUUCAUUUUCAGAUGAAUCUUACUUGGUUCAGUUAAUACAUUGAUUUAUUCCCUUUGAAAGGGAUAUCUGUGCUCGUUCUAGAGCACAUUGUGUUUUCGUGUUUCGGUUUUUCUAUUUAAGGUAUUAUUUAAUGACCGACUUUAAACAAAACUAUUACAGGACGACAAUGAUUUUAGCGCAACAUAUAACAAGAUACACUCAAUCAAUUGGAACCCUAGGCCACUGUACCUACAACCAUGUCAAAAUGACAAGCAGUAAGAGAUUUCUUACAAUCUAAUUUAUAACGUCACUAUGACAUAGUUCUGCAGUGGCCUACAAGCUCUUGAGAAACGAGCCCCAGAGUGCGGUUCCAUAAAAUGCUUGUAAUAUGUAGUCGCUGUAGAAGAAAGAAAUAAAUGUAUCCGAUUGUAUUUAAGGUAAUUCCUGGAAAAAUACCCUUUUUGUAUACGGUUUGGUUGUGACUUGAUUUUUUUUUUAAACUUAUAGUAUUAUAGCAUAACCUUAGGUAGGGUAAUUCUUAAAAUUUUGAAUUAAACUUUUCUAUCCUUGACUAUAUUUGUGUGUUGCGUUUUAUAGUUAGACAUUUUCCAAGUUGUACGAUUGUGCCUUCGAAUGAUUCUGGAGCUGUGUGAGUGUUAACCUAGAUUUUUAUAUCCUUGUAGUGAUGAAUAUAAGAUUUUAAAUAUGUAUCUAUUCAAAGAUAUUUAAACUAUGUACCAAUAAAGUAUUUAAUACGUAGUCUCCGUAGCAGAAGUAGCUAAGCAGGCGAAAUGUCCAAAGUAAUUUGAACGGAACUUCACAGUUAACUUUGUAAGGCUUAAGCUGGUACUUUGAGUUCGAUAUAAUUUAAAUCGGAAAAGAGUUGCAUUUUGUUUGUUUCGUUAAAUUUUCACAUAAAUCAAAAUCAACUUAUUUGCUAUAAUGUAUAUGUUCGAGAGUCUACUGGCAAACUUUGAAUUUGUUUCUUGUACAUUUUACAUAAGACCUGUAAGAUUUUUUUCAAAACAUAGUUUUUACUAAAAACAUAAAUAAAAGGUACCUUUCUUUGUAUACUGGCUACUUGUAAUGAGACACGGUUAGUUUUCUUAGCUUAUCAAACCAACUGUAGUCUACAGUUUUACCUACUAUGUCAUCGACUUUAAUUGUUGAGUCGUUUACAGCUUGGCAAAAAAAAGUAUAAAAAGUAGCAACAUUGUAGUGUUGUCCCUUUCUAAUCAUACAUA